UCCGCGCACGAACAGCCUUCCCCCGGCGGGCGCGAAGCGAUGCCCAUCUCCGGUCUGGCAGGAGGAGGAGUCGGGGUCGGAGUCCCCAGGGGAAACGCCGGCCGCUCCGCGUCCCGUUGCCCCGCCGCCCUCCCAGGGGGAGGAUGACAAUGGAAAGACACUGAUCUAGCCGGGGCUGCAAUGAAUCCGUGCUCUCUGGCUGAGCCCUCUCCGUACGCCUCGCCCGACAAGGGCUCAUUUCUCGCUCCGUGGGGCAUUUUUAACUCCCCCCUACCAGCUCUCGGUGGGCUGAGAGCUCCCUGCUUCUGUCGUGGCACCCUUAGCUCGCCCUGGGAGAGGCUGAACGAGUCUCCAGCCCCACUCUCGGCUAAUUGCUUUAUUGCUGUCCCGGUUCCACCGAAGGGUUCCUCCUUCCCUCCAACCUCGGCGGGGGUUUGGCUCUUGUCGUACCCCCGAUGUUAAAAAUUAGGCUUCGAUUUCAGGAGCAACGUCAAGAAAAAAGGGAACAUAUAUGUAGUCAUAGCCUUGCUGAGUGAGAAAUAAACACAUGCACACUCGCAGCUUCCUGGCGAGACUGGGUUUCGGGAAAGGACCAGCGCGGAGCAGCCGCUGUAGGGAGCGAGCGGAGGGCGGCUGCCGGCGGCUCGCGGCUCCCCACACCUCUCGCCACCCCCGCAGGAAGAGCUUUCCUCUCCGCUCUUCCCUCUGCUUCUCUCGUUUCCGAGAAAAUGCCAGUCCGGAGAGGCGUCUCCCGGCAGGUUUGUCGCCUCUCCCCGCCUUCCCCCUGAGCCGAGCCAUUCCUGCCCCUUGGCACCGCGGCAAAGAGAUGCUCUACCCUUCCCGCUCCGGCGGGCCCGAGCCCCGAGCCCUGAGCAGCCCCAGGCGUGCAGGAGACAUCGCUCUUCCUCUGCAUUGUUGGGCGUCUGUCCUUGAUUUCGGAAGUGCUGAGAGCGAUGGUGAAAUACGUGCGCUGUGGAUACCGGGGCUGGGCGUUGAAAACGAACCCCGAAAAAUAAACGCCCAUCGAAGACACUUGAACUGAAAUGCAGCUGAAACGGACAAGAACCAGGCUCCGAAGUGUCCUCGGUCUGUAAAUGUUCGUCUCAGGUUAAUUGCCUAUUGACCGAAGGAGAUGUCCUGGUGUUACCGAACGCCCUGGUAACACCUCCCCCAGUUAACCAGUCCCAGAACAUGGGUGCAGCUCUCCCAGCGACACAACGAAAUAUGCCCUCAGAUGGACCGGGAAUUGCAGAACUGGUGCAAAAACGUUGUAUGCCGCCCAAUAUGCGAUAAAAAUCUUCUCGGGGUUUGGUUGCUUUAGCCACUUUAAUCUGCAAGUUCAGCACAGACGUUGGGGCAGUCAAUGUCCUUUGGAGAAACGCUGAUCUCGAUUAACAAGAGACCGAAGCUUAAUCCUUUCAACGAUUACUUACAUCCCAGAACCGUCUUAUUUAUAAUUAUUUAAGAUUCUAAAAUGGACGUAUUUAUACUUGUCUAAGUGUGCAUACAAGUCUAUAUAUAGAGUUAGAGAUGUAUAUCUCCUCAGUGCCCUUUUCCCUGCUAGACAUGCGGCUGGGGCAACUCUGCUGAGCGUGAAACCAGGAGAACGAGAAGCCACUUUGAAUGUUUUAUUUCUUGCACUUGUCCCUCGGAUAGGUGUUUUAAAUGUGCGUCUGCUUUUAAAGAUGUGCCUGGGGGGGAAAGGAGGGGGACAGCGAACUGUAAAAAUGCAAAUAAAAGUUGGCACUGGAAAACUUCGGACUUGUAUUGGCAAAGUUUGACCCACUCCACCUGAAACGAAGACGGUUUGCCAAUUUCCAUCAUUUUCAGAUCGAAACUGACUUUAUCCACAGAUGCGCUGUGUAGAGGAAGAAAAGUCGUAUAAAGAAAUCAAACCGUGAAGUUUUCUUUCCGGGGAGUUAAUUUUUAUUCUAAAACCAUGGGCCGGUUAUUAUGGCGAAAAAUUAUUGAUGAUGAAUGAUGAUGAGGAGGAGGAUGAAGAUUAUGACGAUGAUGAUGAGAAUAACGUUGCAAAUUCCGUCCAAAUGGUUUCUAUACAUAUAUCAGCGAGAACCACCCUCAUUUUGUUGAUUGAAGACGGAAACAUUCCCUUCAAUAAAACGUCACGCUGGAAAGGAGCCGCGGAUCCUUUUUUUACCCCAAGCCUGGGGAGCGCCCGGCAGAAGGGCACGUCGGAAGCCGGGAAGAUGCGCCAGGUGAACAACUUUCUGGGCGGAACCGGGCGUUUGUUGUAUCUCAUCAAGCUGCAAGCACAGUGCCGGGGAAAAGAAGGCAACAACAAGUCCCAGAAUGAGCGGCGUCGGGGCGAUGGGACAGCAGGGAAUGGGGUGGCGGCAGCACAACGACACCUGCCCGUGGAGGGGCCGCGGAGCGAUGUUCCCUCCUGCGGGACGGCUCCAGGCAGCGGCGCUCCGGGCGGGAAUCCCGGGGUCUCCUGCCGGGGCCUCGCCGCCGCUCCCGGCGCUCCACGUGCUGCCGCCGUCGAGGCUGAGCUCCGGUCAAUGCCUGCCCAGGGCCGGGGGGACAGGGCCGGCCCAGGCGGGCUCCCCGCGGCCGGACAGCCCCGCGGAUGGCGAGGGCAGCAGGAUUUCGUUGGCCUUUACCGCAAUCGUCGCAAAGGCAAGGCGAAUUUCCCCGUGGGGAAGGCUAGCGGGAGCGGCUCUCACGCUCCCCGCCGCAGCAUCCCUGGGAGUCCCGGGAAGCGGAGCGCCCCGGCCUUCCCAGAACCCCUUCCCAGAACGGGCCGGGGUCCCCGAUGUCGGCAUGCCUGUGCGCCCUCGGCUCGGAUGGGCACGAAAGAAGCGUCCCUACCUCCCCUCAAAGGGGUGCCGACACCUUUCGCUGCUCUCUUGGGCAGAGCCAGCUCCCGCCGCCAGUAUCCCUCUAAUGUCAUAGUGACCCCCUCUCCGCGGGAAAACUGGGAUCUUCCCCGCUCCCUUUGGAGCUGCCCGGCUGUCACCUUUCUUUUCCUCCAGAAUAAAGGGGAAAAGGGUGGGGAUUGCCCCCAUAUCUCUGAUGUGGGUAUUGCCCGCCACUUCAUCUUUCCAAAAGACGCAUCACUCAUACCCAGAGCUUCCGCUGUUAGUUGCAUCUGUAGCACUGUAAAUUUUUACUGCUGUAAUUUUUAAUUUCUGACGUGUUUAAUAAUUAAAACGG
Messenger RNA from Zonotrichia albicollis (white-throated sparrow), 3177 nucleotides. RefSeq lists its product as uncharacterized. NCBI's taxonomy places the organism in Eukaryota, Metazoa, Chordata, Aves, Passeriformes, Passerellidae. The record is from RefSeq and is a predicted model, not a curated record.